This is a messenger RNA of Choloepus didactylus (southern two-toed sloth), 3369 nucleotides long. RefSeq names its product tubulin gamma complex associated protein 2 (gene TUBGCP2). Bases 400 to 3174 code for a protein of 924 amino acids. The transcript has 18 exons. Gene Ontology annotation, cellular component: centrosome; equatorial microtubule organizing center; gamma-tubulin small complex. Lineage: Eukaryota; Metazoa; Chordata; Mammalia; Pilosa; Megalonychidae. Gene Ontology annotation, molecular function: gamma-tubulin binding; microtubule minus-end binding. Gene Ontology annotation, biological process: meiotic cell cycle; cytoplasmic microtubule organization; microtubule nucleation. The record is from RefSeq and is a predicted model, not a curated record.
CAGCCUUGCGGAGCAGAACCCGUGCUACGGGGCCUGAGCCGACCUCUGGGUGGUCCCGCGACAUCGGCGAACACUUCAGGUCCCAAAGCAGGAUCCUCCGGAUCCUCUCCAAACCGCGGGCCGCCCGUCAGCGCCUGGUCGCGAAGGCCACCCACCGUCUGCGUCUCCCACCGGGGGCUGCGGCGGCCUCUGUACCUUCUUGUUGCCUCGAAACCAGUGACCGGACCGGAGCCAAACGGCCUUCGGAAAGUUCACGUUAAUGGCAACCAUUCUUUGCUUAAAGCUUUUAAGUGAUUUUCCAUUACCUUCGUCCGAAGGGCCCCUCGGAAUCUGUCAGGCCUUGCAUCGGAGCCUUCCUUUCCGUUCCCGUCGGUCCCCUCAGCUCCCGUGAAGGACUCGAUGCUGAACCAGUGCUCAGGGAGAACACAUUGUGAUGUUGGUGUCUCGGCUAAAGCUAUGAGUGAAUUCCGGAUUCACCACGAUGUCAACGAGCUGCUCAGCUUGCUGCGUGUCCAUGGAGGGGAGGGGGCCGAGGUCUACAUCGACCUGCUGCAGAAGAACAGGACCCCAUACGUGACGACCACCAUCUCCACGCACAGCGCCAAGGUUAAAAUAGCAGAAUUUUCUCAUACUCCAGAAGAUUUUCUGAGGAAAUAUGAUGAGCUGAAAUCUAAGAACAUGAGGAGCCUGGACCCACUGGUUUACCUGCUUUCGAAGCUCACGGAGGACAAGGAGACUCUUCAGUAUUUGCAGCAGAAUGCAAAAGAAAGAGCUGAGCUUGCUGCCAGCACUGCCGCCAGCGCCGCCACCCACUUCAGUGUCCCAGCCACAGCCUCCAAGAUCUCCGUGCAGGAGCUUGAGGAGCUGAGGAAGCAGCUUGGCAGUGUGGCCACAGGCUCCACUUUGCAGCAGUCUCUAGAACUUACAAGAAAGAUGCUUCGAGACAAGCAGAACAAAAACAAUUCAGGCCAGCACCUCCCAGUUUUCCCAGCGUGGGUGUAUGAGAGACCGACCCUGAUUGGGGACUUCCUGACCUGCCCCGGCUCAAGCACGGACGCGGCUGUGCCCAUAGGCUCGCUGCCCUUGGCCGCCCAGGAGGCCGCCAUCGUGGAGGACCUGCUGUACGUGCUGGUGGGUGUGGACGGCAGGUACAUCACGGCCCAGCCCCUCACUGGGAGGCAGAGCCGGACCUUCCUCGUGGACCCCAACCUGGACCUGUCCGUCAGGGAGCUGGUGACCCGCAUUCUCCCGGUGGCUGCCAGCUACUCCACGGUGACCAGGUUCAUCGAGGAAAAGGCUUCCUUUGAGUACGGGCAGGUCAACCAUGCCCUGGCGGCCGCCAUGAGGACGCUCGUGAAGGAGUACCUGAUCCUCGUCACGCAGCUGGAGCAGCUGCAGCGGCAAGGCCUGCUGUCCCUGCAGAAGCUCUGGUUCUACGUGCAGCCCACCAUGCGCACGCUGGAUAUCCUGGCCUCCCUUGCCACGUCGGUGGAUAAAGGGGAGUGCCUGGGGGGGUCGACCCUCAGCCUCCUCCACGACCGGAGCUUCAACUACACGGGGGACAGCCAGGCGCAGGAGCUGUGUCUGUACCUGACCCAGGCAGCCAGCGUGCCCUACUUUGAGAUCCUGGAGAGGUGGAUCUAUCGAGGGGUGAUCAAUGACCCCUACAGCGAGUUCAUGGUGGAGGAGCACGAGCUGCGGAAGGAGAAGAUCCAGGAGGAUUACAACGACAGGUACUGGGACCAGCGGUACACGGUCGUCCAGCAGCACAUCCCGGCCUUCCUGCAGAAGAUGGCGGGCAAGAUCCUCAGCACAGGAAAGUAUCUAAAUGUGGUGCGAGAGUGCGGCCGCGAUGUCACCUGCCCAGUGGCCAAGGAGGUCACCUACACCCUGAAGGAGCGGGCGUAUGUGGAGCAGAUCGAGCAGGCGUUCAGCUAUGCCAGCAGGGUUCUGCUGGACUUCCUGCUGGAGGAGCAGGAGCUGCUGGCCCACCUCAGGUCCAUCAAGCGCUACUUCCUGAUGGACCAGGGCGACUUCUUUGUGCACUUCAUGGACCUCACUGAGGGGGAGCUGAGGAAGCCGGUGGGCGACAUCACGCCCAGCCGCCUGGAGGCCCUGCUGGAGCUGGCCCUGCGGAUGAGCACUGCCAACACAGACCCCUUCAAGGACGACCUGAAGAUCGACCUGAUGCCUCACGACCUGAUCACGCAGCUCCUGCGUGUCCUGGCCAUAGAGACCAAGCAGGAGAAGGCGAUGGUCCACGCGGACCCCACGGAGCUCACGCUCAGCGGCCUGGAGGCCUUCUCUUUUGACUACGUGGUCAAGUGGCCCCUGUCACUCAUUAUCAACAGGAAAGCCUUGACGCGCUACCAGAUGCUCUUCAGACACAUGUUCUACUGUAAGCACGUGGAGCGGCAGCUGUGCAACGUUUGGAUCAGCAACAAAACCGCCAAACAGUGCUCUUUACACUCUGCAAAGUGGUUUGCUGGUGCCUUCACUCUGCGGCAGCGGAUGCUGAAUUUUGUCCAGAAUAUUCAGUACUACAUGAUGUUUGAGGUGAUGGAGCCCACCUGGCACGUUCUGGAGAAGAAUCUGAGAUCCGCCUCCAACAUCGACGACGUCCUGGGCCACCACACGAGCUUCCUGGACAACUGCCUCAAGGACUGCAUGCUGACCAACCCCGAGCUGCUGAAGGUCUUCUCGAAGCUCAUGUCCGUGUGCGUCAUGUUCACCAACUGCAUGCAGAGGUUUACCCAGAGCAUGAAACUGGACAGUGAACUGGGCCGCCUGACACUGGAGCAUGGGACGAUGCUGGGGCCACCCACGGAGGCUGAGCGGGCCGAGGAGAGCACCAGGAAGAGACUCGCCAAGAAGUGCCUGGCCGAGCACGUGGACACGCCCCAGUUAGCUUCGGGCUUCGAGGCGACCAUCAGCAAGUUCGAUAAGAACUUCUCGGCGCACCUGCUCGACCUCCUGGCGCGGCUCAGCGUGUACAGCACCAGUGACUGCGAGCACGCCGUGGCCAGCGUCAUCUCCAGGCUGGAUUUCAACGGCUUCUACACGGAGCGUCUGGAGCGCCUGUCGGCGGAGAGGAACCAGAAGGCCGCCCCCCCGGGACCCAGCCCGCGCGGGGCUCCGGCGCCAGUGCCCAGGGUCGCGGUCCCUGCGCAGUGAGCCCACGGCUGCCCCUCGCAUCCCGCACCCUCCCCUGGGCUUCCGCAACCGAGGUGGGGGACACUAUGGUGGCCAGGAGGCCUCGGGGUGUAAACAAGUUCUGAGUUUUUCAUCACCCCCUUUGUGUAUGUGUGUGUGUGUGUGUGUGCGUGCAGGCACACGCGUGGUGCUCCCAUUAAACAGAGUCCCGUCCCA